Molecule: messenger RNA, 951 nt
Organism: Dermacentor silvarum
Lineage: Eukaryota; Metazoa; Arthropoda; Arachnida; Ixodida; Ixodidae
Exons: 1
Coding region: 1-951 (316 amino acids)
Biological process (GO): DNA integration
Molecular function (GO): nucleic acid binding
Source: RefSeq, a predicted model, not a curated record
AUGGCAGUUGUGGAUGAUUUCUCCAAGUACCCAGUCGUUAGCAUCUUGCACACUCUUGCAGCACCUACAGUCAUCAAGCAACUGCGCACCAUAUUCGCUCAGUUCGGCUGUCCAGAAAUUGUAAAGUCAGACAAUGGCCCACCCUUUCAGAGUGAGGGUUUUGCGGAGUUCGCUAGCGAGCUCGGAUUCAAGCAUCACCGCAUCACUCCACGGUGGCCAGAGGCUAACGGGGAAGCCGAACGAUUUAUGCGCACCCUCAAGAAGUCAAUACUUGCAAGUCAUGCCAGCCACUUGGAUUGGACCAAUGAGCUUCAGUCGUUCCUGCUGGCUUACAGGUCCACACCCCAUGGUUCCACAGGAAAGUCUCCGUUUGAACUUCUAUUUGGGAGACCCAUGAGGAAUCUUCUACCGACGCUUGCUGCUGAUACUCAGAACUCGGCUCACUCUGAGGCGAGACAGAAUGACACCCAAAGAAAAGCAUACAACAAGCAGUACAUCGACUCUCGGAGACACACCAGUCACAACCAGUUGCAUGUUGGACAACAAGUCCUCUGCAAACAAGACAGGUCAAACAAGUUCUCGUCUUACUAUGACCCCCACCCAUACACAAUCACCAAAGUCACUGGCUCCAAAAUCACAGCGUCCAGAGAUGGAGUGUCGAUUUGUCACAACUCGAGUUUCUUCAAAGAUGCGAGCAUAGUUCAAAUGGAACGACACCAGGACCAGACCGACAUGCCAGAUCUGGACGAUGCAGCUGUGCCAAGUAACAGUGACCUUCCAAGCCACAGCACAGCUACCCCUAGUGAAGCUCCACCAGCAACUACCAAGAACGCCUCACAGCGGUACCCCCAACGAACCAGGCAACGACUUGAGCGCCUGAAAGACUAUAUACUGCAGUACAAGAGACGACACAGUUCAUGCCAUUUGAACUUGUUUACGGUCGGACAGUAA